Lithohypha guttulata is the source of this 1113-nucleotide messenger RNA. RefSeq lists its product as uncharacterized. Gene Ontology annotation, biological process: cardiolipin biosynthetic process. The transcript has a single exon. Gene Ontology annotation, cellular component: membrane; mitochondrion. Lineage: Eukaryota; Fungi; Ascomycota; Eurotiomycetes; Chaetothyriales; Trichomeriaceae. Gene Ontology annotation, molecular function: cardiolipin synthase (CMP-forming) activity. The record is from RefSeq and is a predicted model, not a curated record. The coding region runs from base 1 to 1113 and encodes 370 amino acids.
AUGGCACAACCUUUCAAAUUUAUAAUGCGAAGCACGCGACACACUCCUCUUUUGUCUACAAAUACACCGAGGCUUCAACAAUGCUCGACUACAUGGCAUGAUCAGAUCCGGUCGCUGAGUGCUACACCAAACCGUCAUAUAGCUUCCCCAUACCACCGGAACAUACACAUAAACCAGAGAUGGUUCAUAACGUCACGUGCUUCACCGAGCCAGAGCUCGAUAUUGAGCAGAGUGACUGCUCGAAGCACAUAUUCAUUUCAGCAAAGGUCGUUCUCGUGGAUACACAGCCUGGGGAAACCCGCGAAGCAAGAUGCCAAAGAAGGCACUGCGCCGCAGGUUCCUGUCGACCCCACGGAAUCAGCCAAUAACUCCUCCCAAGCUCAAGCCUCAACCCCAGACACAACGACUACGACAACAACUCAAGCAACCGACACACCAAAUCCCGUUCCAAAACUCCUCCAACGCCUCACCCCCGUCGAACUCCACGAAAACAUCUACACAAUCCCCAACAUCCUCACAGCAACCCGCAUCCUCACGGCCCCAAUCAUCUCCUACGCCCUCCUCCAUUCCCAACCAGCCCUAGCCUUCACCCUCUUCGCCUACUCCUCCAUCACCGACCUAGUCGACGGCUUUCUCGCCCGCCGUUACAACAUGGGCACAGUUCUCGGCUCGAUCCUCGACCCCUUCGCGGACAAACUGCUCAUGACACUAACCACCAUCUCCCUCUACGCAAUCGGGACGUUCCCCUGGUGGCUGACGCUGAUCAUCCUAGGUCGCGAUGGCGGGUUACUAUUGUCAGCGCUGUAUUUCCGGUGGAUCAGCUUGCCGCAUCCGCGCACGAUGAAGAGAUAUUGGGAUUUUAGUCUGCCUAGUGCGGAGGUGAGGCCGACGGAGAUCAGUAAGAUUAAUACGUUGUUGCAGUUUUUGUUGGUGGCUGAUGCUGUGUUGCUGCCUGUAUUGCCUGUGUCGUUUGUGGAGGCUUGGAAUCUGUGGGGUGUCUUUCAGGGGUGGAUGGGGUUGGUUGCAGGGACUACGAUUUGGAGUGGGUUGAGCUACUUUUUCGCUAAGGAUGCUAUUAGGUUUAUAGGACAGGAUCAGAAGAAGCAGAAAUAG